AUGUUUAGACAUCUGCAAAAGUCGCUCAGACCAGCUAGUUUUUUUUUGAGUCAGAGACUGGCGUUUAGGGCAAAUCUUGUGCGAUUUUAUAGACCAUCACAGUAUUUGCGUCAUCUCAAAAUCAAGAUGAGCGAUAGUCAAGAGCUACCACCGGUAGAUCCAAAAAGCGGAGAGAUCAUAAUCAAUCCCUUGAAGGAAGACGGAACAGAGAAGAGUGCCAAAGAGAUUGAAAAAGAGCGUAAAAAGGCUGAAAAAUUGUUGAAAUUCGCAGCUAAACAGGCUAAGAAGCAAGAAGCGGCCGCGAAACAAGCUGGAAGUGCCAAGAAAGAAAAGAAAAAGAAGGAAGUCGAAGUUAUUCCCGAGUUUGUGGAUGCCACUGUUGCAGGUGAGAAGAAGGUGCUUGUGUCCCUAGAAGACCCAGCUCUCAAGGCUUACAAUCCAGCCAACGUCGAAAGCUCUUGGUACGACUGGUGGGUCAAAUCAGGUGUUUUCGAGCCUGAGUUCACCGAGAGCGGUGAUAUCAAGCCCGAGGGCCUUUUCUGUAUUCCUGCACCUCCCCCCAAUGUUACUGGCGCUCUUCACAUCGGACAUGCGUUGACGAUUGCUAUCCAGGAUUCGCUAAUCAGAUACUACAGAAUGAAGGGAAAGACCGUCUUGUUCUUGCCGGGCUUCGAUCAUGCUGGUAUCGCUACGCAAUCAGUCGUCGAGAAGCAAAUUUGGGCCAAGGAGAAAAAAACCAGACACGAUUAUGGCAGAGAAGCGUUUGUCGACAAAGUCUGGGAAUGGAAAGAAGAGUAUCACACGAGAAUUAAGGGCCAGGUUAAGAAACUGGGUGCUUCUUACGACUGGACAAGAGAGGCCUUCACUUUAAACCCACAACUAUCUAAAGCCGUCACCGAGGCUUUUGUGAGACUACACGAAGAAGGAAUCAUUUACCGUGCUAACAGAUUGGUUAACUGGUCUGUGAAGUUGAACACUGCCAUUUCUAACUUGGAAGUUGAAAACAAAGACAUCAAAGGUAGAACUCUACUUUCAGUUCCAGGCUACGACGAUAAGGUCGAAUUCGGUGUUUUGACUUCGUUUGCAUACCCUGUCGUGGACUCUGAUGAAAGGCUCAUUAUCGCCACCACCAGACCUGAAACGAUGUUUGGUGACACUGCCGUUGCUAUCCACCCUGACGAUCCACGUUACAAGCAUCUGCAUGGUAAAUUCGUGCAACACCCAUUCCUGCCUCGCAAAAUUCCAAUUGUGUGUGACAGCGAAGCUGUUGAAAUGGAAUUCGGUACUGGUGCUGUUAAGAUUACUCCAGCGCACGACCAGAACGAUUACAACACCGGUAAGCGUCACAAUCUAGAGUUCGUCAACAUCUUGACUGAUAAUGGUUUAUUGAACGAGAACUGUGGUCCAGAGUGGGAAGGUAUGAAGAGAUUCGACGCUAGGAAAAAGGUCAUUGAAGAACUGAAGGCUAAAGGACUAUAUAUUGGCCAGGAGGACAACGAAAUGACAAUUCCAACUUGCUCGAGAUCUGGCGAUAUAAUUGAGCCCCUACUAAAACCUCAAUGGUGGGUUUCUCAGUCAGAGAUGGCCAAAGAGGCCAUCAAGGUUGUGAAAGACGGCCAAAUUACGAUAACUCCUAAAUCUUCGGAAGCAGAAUACUUCCACUGGAUGGAAAACAUUCAAGAUUGGUGUAUUUCCAGGCAGUUAUGGUGGGGUCAUCGUUGUCCCGUUUACUUUGUCAAGAUUGAAGGCGAGGAAAACGAGAGAGACGACGACAAAUACUGGGUUUCAGGCAGAAAUCUCGAGGAAGCUGAGAAAAAGGCUUCUGCUAAAUUCCCUAAUGCUACAUUCACUCUUGAGCAAGAUGAAGACGUUCUAGACACUUGGUUCUCGUCUGGUUUGUGGCCUUUUUCUACUUUGGGAUGGCCUGAAAAAACUGCUGACAUGUCCAGAUUUUAUCCAUUUUCCAUGCUGGAAACGGGUUGGGACAUCCUGUUCUUCUGGGUCUCUAGAAUGAUCUUAUUGGGUCUGAAAUUAAAUGGUGGUGUACCAUUCAAAGAGGUUUUCUGCCAUUCCUUGGUCCGUGAUGCUCAAGGUCGCAAAAUGUCCAAGUCUUUAGGUAACGUCGUGGAUCCUCUGGACGUAAUAAGGGGUAUUAGUUUGAAUGAUCUACAUGCCAAAUUGUUGACAGGUAACUUAGACCCAAGAGAACUGGAAAGGGCCAAAACAGGACAAAAUGAGUCGUAUCCAAAUGGUAUUCCUCAGUGUGGUACUGACGCUCUGAGAUUUGCUCUUUGUGCGUACACAACUGGCGGCCGUGACAUUAACCUAGAUAUCCUACGUGUUGAGGGUUACAGAAAGUUCUGUAAUAAGAUCUACCAAGCUACCAAGUUUGCUCUCUUGCGUUUGGGAGACGAUUAUGAACCACCGGCCGAGGAAAAACUUUCAGGCAACGAGUCUUUAGUCGAGAAAUGGAUUCUGCACAAGUUGACUCGUUAUUCUAAGACGAUAAAUGAAGCACUUGAGAGGCGUGAUUUUCUCAACUCCACUAGUGCUAUCUACGAGUUUUGGUACCUGAUUUGCGAUGUUUACAUUGAAAACUCGAAAUAUCUCAUCAAUGAGGGCACUGACGUUGAGAGAAAAUCUGCCAAGGACACUCUUUACAUUUUGUUGGACAAUGCUUUGAGAUUCAUUCACCCAUUCAUGCCCUUCAUUUCUGAAGAAAUGUGGCAAAGAUUGCCAAGAAGAUCAUCCGAGAAGGUUCCAACCAUCGUAAAGGCUCCUUACCCUGAAUACAAGAGUUCCUUUGAUGACGAAAAGGCUGAGGCUGACUACGAAUUUGUUCUUGAUGCCACCAAGGAGGCUCGUUCUUUACUAGCGCAGUACAGUAUUUUGAAAAACGGCAAAGUAUUUAUUGAGACCUCCAACGCUUCUCUUUACGAAACUGCUGUGUCUCAACGUGACUCUGUUGUGUCCUUGAUCAAGGCCAUCGAUGCUGUUGAAGUUGUUAAAUCGGCCUCUGAAGUUCCAGAAGGUACAGUUUUGCAGGCAGUCACUCCCGACAUGAACGUCCACGUCUUGGUGAAGGGACACGUCGACAUUGACGUGGAAAUUCAGAAGACUCAGAAAAAGUUGGACAAGGCUCAAAAGACCAAAGAGGGGAUUCUAAAAAUUGUUGAAAGUAAAGAUUACGAGGCCAAGGCCAACAAUGAAGCAAAGGCUUCGAACAACACGAGAUUAGAGAAUGCGAUGGCUGAAAUCGAAGGUCUAGAAGUUACGAUCGCCAAUUUAGAAUUUCUAAAGUUAUGA
Lachancea mirantina is the source of this 3306-nucleotide messenger RNA. The record is from the annotation of a GenBank genome assembly. Lineage: Eukaryota; Fungi; Ascomycota; Saccharomycetes; Saccharomycetales; Saccharomycetaceae.